UCCUCAGGUCUUUUAUGAUUUUCGCUAUGAUUACUUUUCGGGUGGGGAUUAAUAUUUCUAGAAUUGAAGUCUAAUACGAGAAUUUCUCUAAGAUUUGUAUGUUUGGACCACAACACUUUGUUCUUUGCUUAGUGCCACUAUCAACACUUUUGUUAGUUAAAUGUUGAGAAUAUUACUAUUAGUUCACUGAAUCAUUUAUUUGAAGGAUAGACCAUGCUAGGAUCGUCUCUCCUUGCACCCUCCAAGAAGAUAGAAAUUCAUAUUCUGGAAGAUGUCGGUAGAAUCCUGAAACCAUUGAGGACAUCGACGCAUCUCAAGACACCCUGACCUAUAGGAUAAAUGUCAGGGUUAUUAAAAUUUGGUCCCUGUCUACGGCGGAGCAAAAAUACCAAAAACCAAUGUUGGAGCUGGUGGUCAUGGAUCAUUUGGGAGAUCGCAUCCAAUGCUCAAUUAGAAACCAUCAAAGAAGGCAGUUUGAGCAUGAAGUGUCUGAGGGGAGUAUAUACACAAUCUCCAACUUCACAGUCUCCUCGAAUGAUUUAAAGUACAAGGCCACUAACCAUGCUAGCAGAAUAUAUUUCAAAAGGGAUACUCAAGUGAGGAUGGUUCAGGAUCCAACCUUUCCUCAACAUGUUUUUCGCUUCAUGCCCAACGAAUUAAUCCUUAACCACACUAAUGCACAAUCUCAUCUAAUUGAUGUCAUUGGCCUUCUCACUGCUAAGGGCGACAUCAUUGAAUUCACUAAGAAUGGGAAGAAGUGCAUUUACAUUGUGAUAGAGCUUGAUGAUAUGCAGGGAAAGGGUAAGAUCCGUUGCACACUGUGGGAAGAGUUUGCAACCCAACUGGUGAAGCAUAUGGAGGAACAACCAACAACAGAGUACAUCCUAAUUUUACAAUUUGCAAAAUUCAAUCUCUUCAAAGGUACAAUGGGUAUAUCAAAUACCAAUCACAAUUCUAUUAUGCACAUCAAUGCUGAUUUUCAGGAGGUGAAGGACUUUCGAAAGAGUCUUAUAAUGUCAGGAGUCCCAUCUGCGAAUCAACUCACCCAAAUAGUUGCUGAACCAGCAUAUUCCCUUGAAGAAGACCUCAUCAACAAUUCCAUUUAUAAGCCCAUAUCUGAGCUAAAAGAGACAUUUGAGGCUGGAACCUUUGUCACGAUUGGCACCGUCAUUGCCAUUGAUCCGAAGAACGGUUGGUGGUACAAAAGUUGCAAACAAUGCUUCACUUCCCUAAGGGAAGCAGAAAAUUCAUACCAUUGUGCAAAGUGCAACUCACACCCCUUGACACACACCCCAAGGUAUAGCAUUAAUAUGAAGGUUGCUGAUGACACUGACACAGCUAUUUUCUUGCUGUACGACAAAGAAGCCUCCAGAUACUUGGGUAUCUCUGCCUCUGAUCUAAGGCUCGCACAACUAACUAGGGGAGGAGUCCAUGAGGAAUAUCCAACUGAGCUGAAUGCAUUGGUGGGGAAGAAAUUCCUGUUCAAGUUAAUUGUUAAGAUGGAAGAUGUCAAUGCAUUCCAACCCUGCAAGAUUGUUGUUGCUAAACUUUGUGAGGAGGACACAAUUAUGAACAAGUUUCUUGAAAAGAACAACAUAUGUGAGCAAAGUGUGGGUGUUGAGAAUUCUGAAUUGCUUAGCAUGAACACCGACUCUGCUGAGACCCCCAAGGACACAAGUGCCCCAUCUACUGAGAAUUCAAUGGAGGUUCCGUUGGAUGCAUUCUCAACCCCCAAGAGCAAGAUAAUUACUGGUGGAUGGUCCAAGAAACUAAUUGAUGUCUACCCAGAAGAUCUUGAUGCAUCGUCUUCAAAGCGUAGGAAGGCCACCAACGGCGACAAGGCAACUCUUGCCAAAGAACAUCAUGAUUAGUCAAUUUGCAACUAAAUAAGCACCUUUAAGGGUUCAUAGUUCCCUAUAUCGGAAUCAGAAUGUGUGUCCGUCAUGUGUGUCCCUCGCACCAAUCCAUUUUGUGUCUGCAGUGGGUUGACCUGUUGCAAUCUCCUGUCGUCAGUCGCAUGAAUAACGUGGUUUAUUCAUAAUGAACCACUGUUGUAGUUGUCUUUGUCGUGUCGUGUGUGUAGGGGAAGCAUAUGCAGUGUCCAUGACAUGUAUGUGUUUCGUGUGUCUUUGCCUCAACUUGAAUGAUAUGAUGAGCCCAUGCUAUGCUCUAAUGCCUUUGAAUAAAAAAAAUGCAACA
Messenger RNA from Arachis duranensis, 2199 nucleotides. RefSeq names its product replication factor A protein 1-like. NCBI's taxonomy places the organism in Eukaryota, Viridiplantae, Streptophyta, Magnoliopsida, Fabales, Fabaceae. Gene Ontology annotation, biological process: DNA replication; DNA repair; DNA recombination. Gene Ontology annotation, cellular component: nucleus. Bases 399 to 1871 code for a protein of 490 amino acids. The record is from RefSeq and is a predicted model, not a curated record. The transcript is spliced from 12 exons. Gene Ontology annotation, molecular function: DNA binding.